Molecule: messenger RNA, 663 nt
Organism: Phasianus colchicus (ring-necked pheasant)
Lineage: Eukaryota; Metazoa; Chordata; Aves; Galliformes; Phasianidae
Source: RefSeq, a predicted model, not a curated record
CCCCGCGCCGCUCCUUCCGGCCGCCCCCCACGCACGAACUUCGUGCCCCCCCGAGUGGCUCCGCGGCGCCGCGACCCCCCCGGAGUCGCCCGACUCCCGCACGGCCGACCCCGCACCGCCCGCGGAGCAGCAGCAGCCGCUGGACCUGCGGCUGCCGGAGGCGCUGCGCCGGGACCCCGGCCGGGAGCCGAGCCUCGGUGCGGACCGCGAGCCGAGCGGAGACCCGGAGCGCGACCCCAGCCUGGAUCCCAGCCGGGACCCGAACCGCGAUGCGGACCGGGACUCCGCCUCGGAGGCAGCGUCGGGCUCCGCGCAGCGCGUCGGUGCUCAACCCCACGUCCAGCUCCUUCGAUGAGCAGCGCUGCGCCGCGCUGAGCCACCGCUACGUCACCCUGAUGGAGCGCCUGAAGCUGCUGGGGUACAACCCCGCCGUGCACCCCGCCUUGGCGGAGUCCUUGGUCAACACCUACGGCAUCCUCCGCGAGCUGCCCGAGCCCCCCGGCCCCCCGCCCGGCCCCGCUCUGCUGCGCCACGCGAUGCUGGCCGUGGUGCCCCCCACGCUGAGGGCCGACGCGCUGGUGCUGCUCGAGUGCCUGCGGGAAUUGGCGCGGGAGGACGGCAGGCCGCUCUUCCUGGCCUGAGCCAUUAAAGGGCGGCGACGCA